AGUGGAGAGGUCUCUGUCGGAUUUGACAACCAGUGGGUUUGAAACGCUGCUCCUUAAUGUCAGCAUCCUAUUCGAUGCAUCCAAAAUAGCCUUAAGCUCAUUUCCAAAACAAAGGAAUAACCCGGUGGUUGCUCGUCAGUUCACCGAGGAAGCCCACAGCAACAUCUACAUUUGAGGAUCUCUGAAGUUUGUCAAGGUCCCUGGAUGCCCCGCGGCGCUCCCUCCUCGACCGCGCCGUGCGUCCCGAUGGCCGGCAGUUGACCCCGUCCCCCAGGAUGACGCUGCGCGAGCGGCUGAGAGAGAAGAUCUCGGCGGCUUUCUACCGCCACGGGCUGCUCUGCGCCUCCUACCCAGUUCCCAUCAUCCUCUUCACCUCCGCCAGCAUCCUCACCUGCUGCUAUCCGUUGUUGCGGCUCCCCCUGCCUGGGACGGGUCCCGUUGAGUUCACCACGGGGGGGCGAGACUACAGCGUCCCUUCCCAUGAGCCUCAGGGAGACCUCGGAGAGCGGCCCGACUGGUACCGGGGUCCUCCGGUGGCCUACAUCCAGCAGGUGUUGGUGAAGGCGGCGGUGUCUCCGUGGGACAGCAGCCUGGUGCCGGUGGACGUGUUUCGGUCUCCGCUGAGUCGAGCCUUCAGCCUGCUGGAGGAGAUCCGCAACCACGUGCACUCAGACGGCUCUGGGGUUCGUAGUCUGGAGUCGCUCUGUCUCCAGGUGACCGAUCUGUUUCCAGGGUUACGGCGGAUGCAGUCGGUGCUGCCGGAGCAUGGCUGUUUGCUCGUUUCCCCCGGCAACUACUGGCAGAACCAGCAGGAGCUGUUCGACUCGGACCCCGACCUCCUGAAGACGAUCCAGAAACACGAACCCAAAGGCCUCAGCACCUCGGCCACGCUGCGAGACCUGCUGUUUGGCGUCCCUGGGAAGUACACUGGGGUCAGUCACUACAACAGGAAGAGGGUGGUGACGUACACUAUCACUAUAGUGCUCUCCACCUACGAUGCAAGGUUCCUGGGCAGCCUGCGGUCCCGUCUGAAACAGCUCCACCCGUCAGCCAACUGCAGCCUGAGAGACGACCACAUGGUUCACGUUCAUUUCAAAGAGGAGAUUGGCAUCGCAGAGCUCAUCCCGCUCGUCACCACCUACAUCAUCCUGUUCGCCUACAUCUACUUCUCCACACGUAAGAUCGACAUGGUGAAGUCUAAGUGGGGUCUGGCUCUGGCUGCUGUGGUCACCGUGCUCAGCUCUCUGCUCAUGUCGGUGGGACUCUGCACGCUGUUUGGACUCACACCCACGCUCAAUGGAGGAGAGAUUUUCCCGUAUCUGGUGGUUGUGAUCGGCCUGGAGAACGUCCUGGUUCUCACCAAAUCUGUGGUGUCCACCCCUGUCGACCUUGAGGUCAAACUCCGCAUCGCUCAGGGCCUAAGUAAUGAGAGCUGGUCUAUCAUGAAGAACAUGGCCACUGAACUGUGCAUCAUCCUCAUUGGAUACUUCACUCUGGUGCCGGCUAUCCAGGAGUUCUGUCUGUUUGCUGUGGUGGGGCUGGUGUCCGACUUCUUCCUGCAGAUGUUCUUCUUCACCACGGUGUUAUCUAUAGACAUCCGACGCAUGGAGCUGGCUGAUUUGAACCGCCGCCUGCCAGCUGAAGCCGGUCUCCCGCCUCCCAAACCCGGCCCACUGCGUCCCCGUGAAGCUCCGCCCCCCCCACGGCCCUCCCCCCACACCAUCACCCUGCAGACCCCCGCCUUCAGGAACCUGCGGCUCCCCAAGAGGCUGAGGGUCGUCUACUUCCUGGCCCGAACCCGCCUGGCUCAGCGCAUCAUCAUGGUGGGCACGGUGAUCUGGAUCGGCAUCCUGGUCUACACGGACCCGGCUGGGAUCAGAACCUACCUGGCUGCUCAGGUGUCGGAGCAGAGCCCUCUGGGAGACCCCGGAGGAGGCGCUCUGCCCCCCCACCUGGGCGGGGCCCCUGUGUUUCGUGGAGUCGACCCCACCAGCACCCUCAGCAUCCACCCCGCUCCAGAUCCAACCCCCUUACCUGACAACCACUCACAGGGCCACCACGAUGGGGCUGGCAGGGCGGGGCCCCUCCCCCAGCCGCCCCCCCCCGCGGUGCCUCAGAUCACCUGGGGGCCCGAGGACCAGGAGGGCUGGAGGAGGCUCUCCUUCAGACACUGGCCCUCGCUCUUCAGCUACUACAACAUCACACUGGCCAAGAGGUACAUCAGCAUCCUGCCCGUCAUUCCCGUCACGGUUCACCUCAGCCCUCAGGAGGCCAUCGAGACGCGGCACCCUCAGGACACGAGGCACCCCCCCCCCUCCAUUCCCAAGGUCUCUGCAGACCUACAGACGGACCUCACCCUCUACAAGGUUGCGGCUCUGGGUCUGGCGGCGGGGGUCCUGCUGGUUCUGCUGCUCUUCUGUCUCUACCGGGUCCUCUGCCCGCGGAACUACGGCCAGAACGGGGUUUCUCACGGGCGCCGGCGCCGCGGGGAGCUGCCCUGCGACGACUACGGAUACUCGCCUCCCGUCAGCGAGAUCUCCCCGCUGCUGCUGAGGGGCCACAGCAUGGACAUCGAGUGUCUGGCCAGCGACGGGAUGCUUCUGGCCAGCUGCUGUCUGGCGGGUCAGAUCCGGGUCUGGGAUGCUCAGACUGGAGACUGUCUGACCGUCAUCCCACACCAGGGGUUGAAGCGCAGCAGCAGCAGCAGUGGCUUCUGGGAUCAGCGGGACGGCUGGGACGGUGUGGGCGGAGCCUCAGAGUUUGAGUGUUUGGGCUCCGACCCCCCCCUCAGCGACGGGCUCUCUGAGGAGGACGGCUUCCCUCUGAGACGCCGCUCCGCCCCCUCCCGUCCCACGCUGUUCACCGACCAGCCCGACCUCACGCCGCUCAUCGACACCAACUUCGCCUCCCAGCCCCCGUCCCACCUCUGCACCCCGCCCCCCUCCCACCUCUGCACCCCGCCCCGCGACGGCUUUGACUUCGGGGGUCUGGUGGAGCGCGCCUACAUCGAGCACGAGCCCCCCUCCCCCUCCACGUACCCCUCGGCCUCGUCCUCCCCGCCCUCAGGGGUCCCGCUCCAGAGGAGACUCAGCGGAGGGGACGCCUCUGCCUCGCUGACCCCAGAAAGAGGCUCCGCCGCGGGGACGCAGGCCACCGCCGACUGGGAGAGCUCCGUGUGGGCGCUGGAGCUCAGAGGAAACCUGAUCGCUGCAGGGAGGAGCAGCGGGAAGCUGGAGUUGUGGGAUGCAGUGGAGGGCUCGCUGCGCUGCGUUAAUGAAGACGGGGGCUCUGGAAUCACAGCACUGGCCUUCCUCAACAACAGGUGAGACUCAGAGGAAGUAAACUCUACUUCCUGUGGGGUGAGACUCAGAGGAAGUAAACUCUACUUCCUGUGGGGUGAGACACAGAGGAAAGUAAACUCUACUUCCUGUGGGGUGAGACACAGAGGAAGUAAACUCUACUUCCUGUGGG
Molecule: messenger RNA, 3471 nt
Organism: Gymnodraco acuticeps
Lineage: Eukaryota; Metazoa; Chordata; Actinopteri; Perciformes; Bathydraconidae
Gene: scap
Product: SREBF chaperone
Biological process (GO): SREBP signaling pathway
Cellular component (GO): Golgi membrane; endoplasmic reticulum membrane
Molecular function (GO): protein binding; sterol binding
Source: RefSeq, a predicted model, not a curated record